UUUUCAAAUGCAUUAUCUGUAGCAAAUCAAAGAUUGCUACACUUCUAUGAACUACCCUUUGAAUGGAGAGAAAACCCUUAUAUAAUUCAUGGUUACAGAUUUUAUAACAAAAAUUCAACCUGCCUUAAAUCUAUUCUUCAUUUAAAUCAUAACGAAUCCGCAAAUAUUUGGUCCCAUUUAUUUGGUUCUUUUUUCUUACUCUACUUAAUGCUCAUUCAUUUUCCCAAUAAAUUAUUUCAAAAUAAUUUCCAUCACAUUAAUACCAAUUUGAUAAUCGCUGUCUAUGUUUUUUUGUUAUCUUCCCUUAAUUGUCUAUUGUCUUCUGUUUCUUGGCACACUUUUUCUGCUACCACUAAUUUGAACUUAAGGCAAACAUGCGCUUGUAUUGAUUAUACUGGUAUAACAAUCUUAAUAACUUGCUCAAUAAUAUCAAUUGAAAUUAUCGCAUUUGAAUUCCAUUAUAUUAAAAAGUUACUAUUUAUUAUUUCAACUUCAUUGAUUGGAUUUUCUGGUUUAUUGUUAAACUGGAGCCCAACCUUUGACAAAAAUGAAAACAAAUUUCUAAGAAUAGGAUUUUUCUGUUUUUUAGCAUUUUUAGGAAUUUUUUCAUUUAUAAUUCAUUGUUUCAUUUAUGGAUUUUUCAGAAGUUUUGUUUAUUUUCUACCUGAAUGUAAAAGUUUAAUUUGGUAUCUUAUUGGUAUUGUCUUUUAUGGUUAUUUGAUACCUGAAAUAUGGAGAUCCGAUAUUAAAAUUGGUAAACUUUUAUUAAACGAAAAUUUAUAUCAAUCUGAAUUGGCUAAAAUUCAAAAUAAUCUUCAAAAUCAUGACAAUAAUGAUGAUAAAUUAAGUUUCAGUUGCUGUGAAAAAAAAUUACAUGAAACAUUUUUCAAACUACAACCAAUCAAGACUAAAAAUCAUGGAAAUUUUUUUUCAUUAUGGUGGGUUGAUUAUAUCUUUUCAUCUCAUAAUUUUUGGCAUUUAUGUGUAUUACUUGGAAUUGUAUUUCAUUAUUUUGCUUUAGUUAGUAUGAUUGAAAAUCUUGAAGUUUCUUAUUAA
This is a messenger RNA of Ascoidea rubescens DSM 1968, 1056 nucleotides long. It is a transcript of the gene IZH3, whose product is annotated as Izh3p. The transcript has a single exon. NCBI's taxonomy places the organism in Eukaryota, Fungi, Ascomycota, Saccharomycetes, Ascoideales, Ascoideaceae. The record is from RefSeq and is a predicted model, not a curated record. Gene Ontology annotation, molecular function: signaling receptor activity. Gene Ontology annotation, cellular component: membrane. The annotation marks the transcript as partial.